AUGCACCUCGAAACCGAAUCCCCUUCUCGAGGUGGAUACGAAAUCGGUUAUCGUCCAAAAAAGAACCGGGGAAGAUGUGUCGAUCAAGGUCCAGUAUGCAUUGCAAAGUUUUUACCGCACCACUCGUAGCGACUGCAAUCUUGUUGCAUGAGAAGUGAUUUCUUCUGUAACCUGAGUUGUCAGCAUUUACAUUUGGAAAAAUAUAUUUGUCAUGCGAUUUAUGCUACCUGCACGCGGCAACUUUUGCAUUGCAUAUCGAGGAAGAGGCAGACGUGGAACUUUGCGACUUGGCCGAUAUCCACAGCAAAAGUGUCUGGGUCCUCGAGGGGAGCAGCGAGCAUGUUUGUCAUGCCUCUCUUGGAUGUGGAAGACCACGAACACGAAAAGCAUUUUGCUAUUGAUUUCUGUAGCAAACCAAAACAAGCAAGACAGAUGAUGAAUUUCAACCCUUUAUGUUGAUUCUAACGGAGCAUCACAAGUAGAUGAACCUCAGCUCUUCACUAUUCCGGAACCAGACACAUUUGCAAAGUAUAUGCUAUUGCGUUGUGCGAUUGGAAGGAACGACGGGCGUUCUGCACGUACCAGAUAAAUUGGUUUCUACUUGUAUGCUACUUUUCUACCAGAUAAAUUGUAUGCUACUUUUCUACUCUGCACGUACCAGAUAAAUUGGUACCUACUUUUCUACAUCAGUAAAGAAGGUUGCUGAGGUCGUAAUUACUUCGAACUACAGUUUCGUUCCGUACGUACAAACGCAGCACGAUGCUCAUCUUAGAAGAUAUCGCUCCUGCAAGAAGAAAAAUAUAAACCUGACACUUAGGUGCGCGGCUUGCAGAACUGCGUCGUGAAGACGGACAGGAUCCGAGGUAGCUGCUUGCUCCAUGACGUGGAAAAUUCAAUUCUGCUCUUUCCAAACCUGCAACAGCUUCGGAUACACACUUCGAAAAAGACGCUGUUCGCGGUGAAUAUCCACUCUGGGCCGAUCAUCGAAGACUGCACGGAAAUGCUCUUCGCACCUUAUGUCGAAGUUGACGUAAAUAAAAACGACAACUCUGAAGACACUUCGACGACGCACAGUACUACACCGUCUGCAAAAGUGAACAUGUGGUCCGACGUGAAAGAUUUCAAGUGGCUCCGCAGAGAAAAAAGUCCAAACUGGGAACUGCUGAACCAGCAAGAACAAGUCGCGGGAGGUUCUUCUUCCGGUACUACUUCCAUUGCCGCACCGCUGCUGGGGCUUGUCAAGCUUUUCUCAGCAUCCGCUUCAUAUUACACCUGCUCAAAACCUGCAACGACAACGGAGGACCAAAAAGUUCUUCAUAAAAUACUACCAAAACCAGCCCUGGAAGAGUACUUUGCAAAACUUCCGGAGUGGAAACAAGCUCAGCAAGUACUAGCGGCCUCGAGUACUGCUACCAACGCCAAGCCUGUGGAAAUAACGAAGCCGCCACUUGGUGUUCCGAGCGUUACAUCAGGAGCGGCCGGGGGAGUACUAUCCUCGGCAAAAGUAUCACGACGCACACUGGUAGGAAAAAUAAAAAUUGAACCCAUGACCAUGCAUGACAGAUGAUCUACAACUUUUGUACAAUCAUGCUGCGCAAACUUGGAGUGCCAUUUCCGCCACGCAUAGCGUAAUACUUUUGCCAUGGAUAGCGAGACGCAAGCAACGCCGACGCACUUGACGAUGAUGACGAGAUCUGAGUCCGCACAUCACGACGACAAAACUCACUACAUGUAGUUGUUUGAACAUAAUGUUGUGUUGUAGUAAAAGAAACAUCUUUACUGGUUAGUACUCUGCUGUCUGAGACAUAUCAAAUCACUAGAAGUUGUUCGCCUGAAAAGGCGAUAAAGGCACGAGCAGGAGCACACAAAGAAUUCGGGAGCGUAACCAAGAGACCAAGAUGGGGGAAGAAGUUUUGAACGUCGUGAUUGUGUCGGUCAACAUGAAUAUUGGUAAUUUCGAUCGGUUCAUCACCAAUUACUCAAACGAGAGUAGCCGUGCUUCAUCUUUGAAAUAAAUGACGAAAAAUUAUGAGAAAACUCACUCACGCCAAUGGAAAAAAAACUGGAGGCAGCAGUAUUAACAGUAUGAUCAUAGAUCACGACAGUCGGCCGCGAUCCGAGAACUGAAAAAUUCAGGUCGGUCGAAUAGUAACUUGGUUUGAUGCAUUUUUCUGACGGUCCUCUCGGUCAGAGCUUCGCACGACGGGAUCUGGAAUUACGUUUGAUUGAGAAACCCUUCGUAAAAAGACCUCCCCAGGAAAAGAGAGAAAGACCCCUCUCUGUUGUUAUUAUCAUGGAUUAGUCGAGUACAAAGCUCUCCCCCUUCUUGUCGUAACCAGGACCUGCUUUAUUUUUUCCUAGAAUGAAACUGAAAGACAAAGGAUGUGAUGAAAGCAACAAGUGCACGAGCCGUUCUGGUCUUUUGGAGAACAAAAUGUAGUUUUCCUUUCACACCAAUGACCUGCUCUUGCUGCUGACUCCAGAAGCCCGUAGUUCUCAAUUUAGAACACCCCCUAUGCUUCCUUGUAUGAUGUUGGCUUAUCCUAGUAUACAUGAAGAUGUACUACAGUGGAAUUAUUAGCAGUGCAACUACAUCGGAAGCGUCAACACACUACUUGACGUUUUGAAGUUAAUAACAAACGGAGCCGCUGCACCAGUACUCCACCACGAGACCACUACUAAAGAACAGAACUUGACCUCUUAAACGAAAACAAGAAUAGCGGAAGCAUUUAGAAGAU
Amoebophrya sp. A120 is the source of this 2738-nucleotide messenger RNA. Lineage: Eukaryota; Dinophyceae; Syndiniales; Amoebophryaceae. The record is from the annotation of a GenBank genome assembly.